AUGGACAAUCUUGCAGAGGGAAGAGACAGACUGUGGCAAGAAACACGCACCAACACUGACCCUGCCGUCAGCCGUCUUGGGAAGGGCUGGCCUAAGGGGCUUCCGAUCCAGUACCUUGUGCCUAACACAAGAUGGGCGCACUGCGCGUUACAGCAUAAAAGUGCAGCACCUUAUCUCCGGAGUAGACUGGAAGAUAUUUUGAAAGCCCCAUUCCAUGAUACAUUGACACCUAAACCAGAUGUCAGAUCCAGGAACGAGUGGGCCGACAGUUUGCGCUUCGCUAUUGAAUCAUACGUUGGAAUUGGAGAAGAGAAAAGCGAAGAGAAUCUCUUAAACCUCUUUCAAUACUACAACUCCGAACCAGCGAACUAUGCAUCUGAAAGCCAGCAGCAUCUUGAGCAGCUACAGGUGUUUCGACAAUGGCUUCGCAGUUUGGCUGAAACACUAAAGGUGCCUAAGGCGGCAGCGGUCCUUGACCGGGAUCAAGAUACUCGGACACCAACUACUGCCUUUCUUGACCGGGCUGCGAGAUCCCAUGACUUCUUUGUGUGGGACCCGAGGUGUGAAUACUCUGAGGGAGAGGCGGACGAAGAGCUAACGAAUAUCCCUGUCACCUUGCUGUAUUGUCGUAUGCAUGGGGAAAUACCCGAGUCUCAGACCGUCGUACUGUCACAGGAGGAAGCUAUCGGUGAUCCACAGUCUAUUUGGACACUAGAUCGGGGGUCUACGGUCAAGCCUGGCAAACCGUUUCUUGAAUGCCAAGAGGCUGUGAUUUUAUCCUCUAUUCUCUUCUUACAUAGCAACGAGGACCGACGGCGACUCGUCUCUAGCCCUUUCCCCAACGAGGGGUUUAUAAGAUAUCCACCAGUCUCAUUGGAUGAUCGCUUUGUGACGUACGCAAGCGAUUGUAGCAUCGCUGCUUGGGAAAGAGCUACACAAGCUCUUAGAAAACUCAUCAAGGCAGUCCCAGCUAGAUUACUACGAGAUAUGGCAAUGUCUCUACUGGAUGAUGCCGCAGACAUUUCUCCGAAGUCAGACGACCAUGACAUUACUUUGCUCAAUGUGACUGAUGCCAUUGUUCUCUUCGGGCUUUCAGAUCGACCGGAACUAGCUGCUGAUGUUGUAAAUCGAGUCAUACAACAUCUCCCCGACGCAUCAUCGUAUCACAGACACAUGAGAUUGAUAGGCCCUGGUAAGAGACUUCAACCAGGCCGGACCAAAGACUUUAUUGGACAAUUUGCGAAAUUUUUCAUGCAAAGGCUCGAACAGAAUCAAAGACAGGACAAUCAGAGUGCUUCAGACCAGAACGAAAUUGCAUGUUAG
This is a messenger RNA of Aspergillus caelatus, 1323 nucleotides long. RefSeq lists its product as uncharacterized. The coding region runs from base 1 to 1323 and encodes 440 amino acids. The record is from RefSeq and is a predicted model, not a curated record. The transcript has a single exon. Lineage: Eukaryota; Fungi; Ascomycota; Eurotiomycetes; Eurotiales; Aspergillaceae.